Sturnus vulgaris (Common starling) is the source of this 1010-nucleotide messenger RNA. RefSeq names its product mediator complex subunit 20 (gene MED20). Lineage: Eukaryota; Metazoa; Chordata; Aves; Passeriformes; Sturnidae. Gene Ontology annotation, biological process: regulation of transcription by RNA polymerase II. The record is from RefSeq and is a predicted model, not a curated record. Gene Ontology annotation, cellular component: mediator complex. Gene Ontology annotation, molecular function: transcription coactivator activity.
UUCCGGUGGUGGCAGCGGCACCAUGGGGGUCACCUGCGUGUCGCAGGUGCCGGUGGCCGAGGGCAAGAGCGUGCAGCAGACGGUGGAGCUGCUGGCGCGGCGGCUGGAGGCGCUGGGCGCGGACAAGCAGGGCACGUUCGGCGUGGACUGCGAGACCUAUCACACCGCGGCCGCCCUGGGAACACAGGGGCAGACAGGGAAGCUCAUGUACGUCAUGCACAACUCCGAGUACCCCCUGAGCUGCUUCGCCCUCUUCGAGAACGGGCCCUGCCUCGUGGCUGACGCCAACUUUGACACCCUCAUGGUCAAGCUCAAGGGCUUCUUCCAGAACGCCAAGGCCAACAAGAUCGAGAGCCGUGGCACCCGCUACCAGUACUGCGACUUCCUGGUCAAACUGGGCACGGUCACCAUGGGCCCCAGCGCCAGGGGCAUUUCCGUGGAGGUGGAAUACUGCCCCUGUGUGAUCCCCAACGACUGCUGGAACCUGCUGAUGGAGUUCAUGCAGAGCUUCAUGGGCAGCCACACUCCCGGGAUCCCGUCGGUGUUCGGCUCCAAGCACGACAGCACCUACAGCCCCGGGGACACCAUGGUGCAGUACAUGGAGCUCUUCAACAAGAUCCGCAAGCAGCAGCAGGUGCCCGUGGCUGGCAUCAGGUGAAGAGAAUCCCCUGGAGCUCCUGGACUGCAUCAGGAAUCUCUCCAAAGUGUGCCACAGAAGGCAGCACCAGCCUUUUUAUUUUCCUUCUUGAGUUUUCCCAUUUCGAAGUUUUCCAGUGUCCAGGGUGUCCUGCAGUUUGGGAUUAUUGCAUCAGGUGAAGUUUCCUGGACUGCAUCAGGAAUCUCUCCAAAGUGUGACACAGAAGGCAGCACCAGGCUUUUUAUUUUUCCUUCUUGAUCUUUCCCAUUUCAAAGUUUUCUGGUGUCUUGGGUGUCCUGCACAGUUUGGGAUUAUUGCAUCAGGUGAAGAGAAUUCCUGGAGCUCCUGGACUGCAUCAAGAAUUCCUCCAAAC